GGUUGCCUGGAGAGACCGUCGGAAUCAGAGUAAAGAGAAGCGUGAUGAGACAGUGCGGGCAGCGAGUCUCACGUGUGGAAACAGGACAACGCAGGUCCAACUGAGGCGAGCUGAAGCUGGAAGUGGUGUCUCGGUGGAGGGUGGACCACAGAGGUGGAGAGAGGUCUGCACGGGGGCUGCUCUGAGUGCUUGAGUACUCAUCUAUUCAAGUAUGAAUCCAGUGUGGAAGGUGUACAAGAACAAGGUGUUGAAGACCAUUAACCCUGAUUAUGAGGAGGAAGCUGUCGAUGAGGUGGAGACUGACAUGAGCCCUGUCCAGGAGGAUGAGGGGCCCAAUGCUGUUGCGCAGCUGGCCAGGAAAGUGCAGGGGGCUGGGUCAAAAAGCUGGAACAGGCUAUCAGCUCUUUUCAAUAAAGAUGAUGAGCACCAGCUUCUAGAAGAGACUGAGAGUCCACCAGUUGCUGACCAUCCACUUGCUGUAAAACCUCAGGAGCCUCCGCGACCCACGAGGCGCUCAGGAUUCUGGGAUAGCUUUGCAGCAAACUGGGCUGCCAAAAAGCAGGCGGAAGCGGCGGCAUCUGGCACUGCUGCAAAUGAGGCGGCGGCAGGUGAGGGUGAGGAGGGGGCGACAGAGGCCGGAGGGGAGGAGAGGCAGGACAGCCAGAUCACAGAGGGAGAGGAGAGCCAAGGAGGAGGCGCAAACAGCAGCAACAACAGCUUCUCCAAAUAUGUGUCUCUGGGAGGAGGCAGCGAGGAGGCAUCGUUCAAGUGGAACUUUGUCACCAGCAAGCUGGCAGAGCUGAAGACGAAAGGCAUGACCAAGACCAACUGAAGAACUGGAGACCAUGAAGCACAUGAUGUCACACAGGUUGUCACGUGGGGAGGACGUUUAGGAGGUUGUGGCUUCACAAUGGAUUAAUAAAAAAAAA
Messenger RNA from Thalassophryne amazonica, 929 nucleotides. RefSeq lists its product as uncharacterized. The transcript is spliced from 4 exons. The record is from RefSeq and is a predicted model, not a curated record. NCBI's taxonomy places the organism in Eukaryota, Metazoa, Chordata, Actinopteri, Batrachoidiformes, Batrachoididae. The coding region runs from base 212 to 832 and encodes 206 amino acids. Gene Ontology annotation, biological process: spermatogenesis.